GGUCAGUAUCAUCCUUGUCAAUCUCCUGCCAUCCCCUGAGCGGGUCCCUCCUGAUUGCCUGCAGCCCGACUGGCUUCUCCAUCGUUAGUCCGCUUGCGGGUCUUCCACUCGCGACUAAAUUAAGCCUGCCUUCACUUACCUUACCUUACCUACUUCGUCCUUUGUCUCCCUCCCUCCUCUGUGUCGUUCCCUGCUUGCUGCUUGUCUUUUGGCCCUUCAUCUUUGAUUUUUCCUCGCUAAAAAUACCAGCACUAUGUCUGGUCGAUUCGUCCGUUCCUCCAAGUACCGACACGUCUUCGGGCGGCCCACGAGAAAGGAUCAAUGCUACGAUAACCUGCGUGUCUCGAGAAAUGCCUGGGACACCAAUCUGGUCAAGGCCAACCCCCGUUAUCUGUCCGUCAACUGGGAGGCCGGCGGUGGAGGUGCCUUUGCGGUCAUCCCCCUGGAGGAACGCGGCAAAUUGCCGGAGAGAAUCCCUUUGUUCCGAGGCCAUACCGCCGUUGUGCUGGACACCGACUGGAACCCUUUCAACGAUGACUUGAUUGCCUCCGGCUCCGACGAUGGCCGAGUCUUGCUCUGGCGAGUACCAGAGAACUUCACCCUUCGCCCGGAUGUGGACCCGGAAGACGUGCAGGACAUCGCGCCGGUUGGAAAAUUGAAUGGACAUCCGAAGAAAGUCGGACACGUCCUCUUCAACCCCGCCGCGGAAAACAUCCUCGCCACUGCCUCCGGUGACUUCACCGUGAAGGUCUGGGAUAUCGAAGCCGGUGCCCCCAAAUUCACCCUCAACCUCGGCGACAUCGUGCAGUCGCAAUCCUGGAGCGCCAACGGAUCGCUCCUGGUCACCACCUCGCGAGACAAGAAGCUGCGCAUUUGGGAUGUGCGUCAGGAGCGUCCGGCGCACGAAACCCAGGGCCACGCGGGCGCCAAGAACAGUCGUUCGGUCUGGCUGGGAGAACGCGACCGCAUCGCGACCACCGGUUUCUCCAAGAUGAGUGACCGUCAGCUGGCGCUGUGGGAUAUCCGGGCGCCUCGGGAGCCCAUCAACGGAUUCAAGACCCUCGACUCCAUUUCCGGUGUCUGCAUGCCAUUCUGGGAUGAUGGCACGCAAUGUCUGUACCUGGCUGGCCGAGGUGACGGCAACAUCCGCUACUUCGAACUCGAAAAUGACAAGUUUGAGUACCUCGCUGAAUACAAGUCCGCCGAUCCCCAGCGUGGUAUCGCCUUCAUGCCCAAGCGCGGUGUCAACGCCCACGAAAAUGAAGUCACCCGUGCCUUCAAGACCGUCAACGACUCGUACAUCGAACCCAUCUCGUUUAUCGUUCCCCGCCGCGCCGAGGCUUUCCAGGACGACAUCUACCCCCCGACGAUCGGUGUCACGCCCGCCAUGGGACCGGGCGAAUGGGUUUCGGGCAAGGAGGCUAUUCCCCCGAAGAUCUCCAUGGCCAGCCUCUACGAGGGCGAGGGCCUGAAGGAAGUCACCGGCGUGCAGGACAAGCCUACGGCCACCAUGGGUGCCCCCGAAGCUCAGCCCGAGCCUCAACCGAAGCCCGCCGAGUCGCCCGUCAAGAAGGCUCCCGAACCGAUUCCCGAGCCUACUCCGGUUGUUAAGCCCGCGCCGUCUAUGAAGGAGCAAGGCGCCUCGAUGGCCGCCAUGGUCAACAAGUUUGCCGACCAGGAAGAGGACGAACCCGCCCCGGUCGAGGAUUCGAGCUUCGACGAGGUGCCCAAGCCCGUCGAGCGUCCCACGCGUACUCCGGACAACGCCUCGCCCACCGUGAAGGCCAGCCCUUGGGGCCAGAAGGAGGAGGUCAAGUCGACGCCUACUCCCCCUAAGGUCUCGACCCCGACGAACGAGCGCUCUGCGGCUAACACGCCGACCGUCUCGACCCCCACCGGGUCCGCGGCGUCUAGCCUCACGACCACCGCCGCCGUGGCCGCCGACGCCGUGCAGCGCGAGAUUGGCAGCAUCAAGGAUCUGAUUGCCGAGCAGACCAAGACCAUUGCCACCCAGGCACAGCAGAUGCAGACUCUUACUGCAGAGAUUGAAUCUCUGAAGGCCAAGCUGAGCUAGCCGAUUCCUACCAUUAGAUUUUGUACCUAGAUAAUUGUAUUGUACUUUUUGGUUUUUGUUCUUGUCAUGUUUGAAAAGAACCGAGCCCUCACUCCCUUUGUUCAUAGCCGUUGAUUUCUGUGGUAUAUGUGUUUGGUUUAUGGCUGGCAGCAUGAUUGCAAUGUCAAUGGAAAUACCAAUUUUGCUUGUUUUUACUGCUCCGGAAUUGGCGGUUCAGAUAAUGGUCCUUUGGUUCCAGUAUAUAUGAAGGCC
Messenger RNA from Aspergillus steynii IBT 23096, 2326 nucleotides. Its product is annotated as coronin. The transcript has 9 exons. NCBI's taxonomy places the organism in Eukaryota, Fungi, Ascomycota, Eurotiomycetes, Eurotiales, Aspergillaceae. The record is from RefSeq and is a predicted model, not a curated record. Gene Ontology annotation, molecular function: actin filament binding. Gene Ontology annotation, biological process: actin filament organization. Bases 254 to 2074 code for a protein of 606 amino acids.